AAAAAAUUUCUAAGUUGUAGCAACAAUGUUCAAAGUUUGUGAAUCAAUUUUGUUACAAUGCUUCGUAGGAGUCAUGUUGAUAAUUUUCACAAUAGAAGCUAAAAAUAACACGGAUAAUCGAAAAUAUUCGAAACGUGGAACCGUUGGAUUAGAGUAUGGUAACUAUUUACCAAGUUUUCCUGGUCCAUGGAAUAAUUUACCUGCACCAUGGGACAGUCAAGUGGAAGUUUUUCAUAAACCUAUUAUCACGGUUCACAAACAUAUUUCAGCACCCGCAGUAUCACCGGCUGAAGUUGAAGCUGCAAUUAAAGCAGCUAAAGCUGCAUCAGCCAAUGUAGCUGCUGCCCAACAACAUGUUUUAGCUGCAAAAGAAGCGGUAAUUGCUCAACAACGAAUUGCAAGUGCACGGGAGGCACAAGCUCAAGCGGCUCAACAAAAAAGUGAAGCUAUUGCGCAAGCUCAACGUGCAGAAGCCACAGCCGCCGCACAAGCUGUUGUUUUGGCUCAACAACGUUUAGCUGAAGCAAAAGCCCAGUCAGCUGCACAACAAAGAAUUGCCGCGGCAAAAGAAGCAUAUGCUGCACAUCUAAUACAAAAAUCUGCUACAGCUGCCGCAAUUGACAUUCAACGAUCAGAAGUUGAAUCAGCUAAAUUAGCUGCAUUACAAAAAUCUGAAUCAGCUGCUAUUCAACAUAUAAAUGCAGCAAAAGAAGCAAAUUUAGCUGCAACAUCCGCAGCUGUUGGUGCAUUACCAUUACCUCUGCCACAUUAUCCAAGUUCAUAUCAUCCUUGGGGAUAA
Chrysoperla carnea is the source of this 799-nucleotide messenger RNA. RefSeq names its product translation initiation factor IF-2-like. The transcript is spliced from 4 exons. NCBI's taxonomy places the organism in Eukaryota, Metazoa, Arthropoda, Insecta, Neuroptera, Chrysopidae. The record is from RefSeq and is a predicted model, not a curated record. Bases 26 to 799 code for a protein of 257 amino acids.